This is a messenger RNA of Fonsecaea pedrosoi CBS 271.37, 1257 nucleotides long. RefSeq lists its product as uncharacterized. Lineage: Eukaryota; Fungi; Ascomycota; Eurotiomycetes; Chaetothyriales; Herpotrichiellaceae. Gene Ontology annotation, cellular component: plasma membrane; lipid droplet; mitochondrion. The transcript is spliced from 2 exons. Bases 1 to 1257 code for a protein of 418 amino acids. The record is from RefSeq and is a predicted model, not a curated record. Gene Ontology annotation, biological process: glycolipid biosynthetic process.
AUGACACCUCCAACGCAGCGGAAAUACGACAUCGUGGUCUUCGGGGCCAACGGCUACACCGCCAGGUUGUACGCUCAGUACCUCGCUAAGCAUCCCAUUCCCGGUGUCCGGUGGGCGCUCGCGGGGAGGAAUGCCGCCAAGAUUGAGGCUCUACGAGACAGUCUCAAAGAGGAAAAUCCAGACUGUCAGAUAAUACCAGAUGUGCAACAAUGUUCUCUCUCGGAACCCGAUCUGGACAGUCUGACCAAAAGUACAAAAAUCCUCGUCAACGGCGUCGGUCCGUACUCGACCUAUGGUGAACCGGUGGUCAAGGCGUGCGCAGAGAAUGGCACCGGCUACUUCGACUGGUCGCCAGAGACCCCUUGGAUCGAAGAGAUGAUUGAGAAAUACCAGGACAUCGCAAAAACCAAUCGAGCGCGCAUCAUCCCUGGCAUUGGCAACUCCAGCGGACCGUCUUCGAUCCUGGCGCACCUCGUAGCAAAGGAAUUCCAGACCAGGUACGAAACGCCAGCGAGAGAGAUAAUAUGCUCGUUUUACAUGAAGAACAUGGCCAUGAGCCAAGGGUCCUUGAGCACCAUGCACGCUGUCACCGCGCGGUACGGCACUGGCCAUUACUCAUCUCCCAAACCCUUCCGGCUACUGCCCAAGUCUCUGGCACAGGCACCAUUCCCACAGAAACCGUGGUUUUGCGCUGCAUGGGACCCGGAGCUGGGACAUCUCGCAUUGUCCUAUCCUUCAUCGGGGAAUGAAGCCGUGGUUUAUCGAGGCCGGUACCUGGAACCGUCAAUCUUCCACCCGGACUUGGUCUAUCACGAAUACGCGCCUGUCAGCUCAAAAGCCGCGGCGGUCGGGGUAUACCUGGCCAACAAAUUAGGCAUCGUCAUACUAGGUAGCUUGCCUACAAACGUCUUGCGUUCGUUGAUGAAGCUGGAGCCGGUGACGCCUGAAUCGGGCAUCGUGAGACAGGACGAGUCUUUAGACCUCCGCACGGUGGCACGAGGCGACAAGAACGCCAAGGACUUCAACGACAAAGCAAUCGUGAGGGCGGAUUGGCAUUAUGAUGGUAAUAUGUAUUAUCAUUCCGCAGUCCUGGCCGUGGAGGCGUCGGCCGUGUUGUUGGAUCUGUGGGGGCUGGAUUUUGGGUCCAGCACUGGGCCAGGGAAGCCAGGCUUCGGCUUCCUCGUCCCGGGGUGUCUUGGGGAUUCUUUCGUGAAGAGACUGAAGAAGGUGGAUGGCCUGACGAUUGAGGUGUCGUAA